AUGAAACAUUCAGCUGGCAUAGAGGCAAGGCAGAGGAGCUGCCAGGCUUUACUUGUGCUGCAUGACAGUCACUGUAACAGCAACACCAAAAUUGCAGCCUGGGAGGGAGAAUGGGGAAAAAAAUCUCCUGCUGGGGAAGGGGUGGCACUGGGUAUAAAAAGUGAGCUGAGAGCACAUUUAAAUAUUUUCCAGAGGAGAAGAGCUGGAACUCCACAACCUCUCUCAGGCAGCAGGAUGGAGAAGUCCAGGAGGAUGGUGGCCACUGUCCUGCUGUGUGUGCUGGCCACGGGGCUGUGCCUGGCCCAGCACUGGUCCUAUGGCCUCCAGCCAGGGGGCAAGAGGAGCACCCAGGACCUGCUGGGACCUUUCCAGGAGGCUGCAAAUGAGAUGGAAAAAUUGGAGGAGGUGCAGCAGAGGGAGUGCCCGGGCUCGUACCACAAUUCCAGGAUCAGGGAUCUGAAGGAAGCCGUGGAGAGGCUGGUGGAGGGAGAAGGCAGAAGAAAAGUUUAACCCCAAAACCAAAUGGAGCCACAGAGGGAGGUCUCAGAGCUGGGUUAAAAUAAAUUCCUCCUCAAAUGCUCUUUGCUUGGAUCAACGUGUGAAUAAAUACUCUGAAA
Messenger RNA from Sturnus vulgaris (Common starling), 617 nucleotides. It is a transcript of the gene GNRH1, whose product is annotated as gonadotropin releasing hormone 1. Gene Ontology annotation, molecular function: gonadotropin-releasing hormone receptor binding; gonadotropin hormone-releasing hormone activity. Lineage: Eukaryota; Metazoa; Chordata; Aves; Passeriformes; Sturnidae. The record is from RefSeq and is a predicted model, not a curated record. Gene Ontology annotation, biological process: multicellular organism development; reproductive process. Gene Ontology annotation, cellular component: extracellular region.